AUGUCGGCUCCGGGAGCGGAUAGACCAUGGACACCAACACCGGGAGCAGAUAGACCGUGGACGUCAACAACUUCUGAGACCGCUGUGCCUGGCGACUCCAGUCACUCGGAAACUCCACCCUUAGGCGAGGAGCCAUUCGAAGGCGAAGGCGAAGGCGUGGGCUUGGAGAAGGAGCUCAAGCACGAAGAGAAAGUCGUCGAUUACGGAGGCGUAGAGGAACGCAGUUCCCAGGAUGGAAGUGACUUGGAGAGGAAACAGCAGGAGCCUCACAUCGAGCGAACAAGAAGUAAUUGGACCACGGCCACAGGUACCAGUUACGCUGCAACGGAGUCUGACGAAGGCGCCCACGCGUCGACACCACGGAAACGGAGAUGGAGCGAACGACUCAAUCCAUUGAGGCACCGAGAACGAAUGCCUGUGCCCGAUGAACGCCAGCCGUCGCGUGAGCACCAAGCGGGAUUCUUCAGCAUCUUGACCUUCCAAUGGAUCUCGCCGCUGAUGGGCGUCGGCUACAACCGGCCACUGGAAUUGAAUGAUGUUUGGGCCGUGAAUCCAGACAGAAGGGUAGAGGUGAUGCAGGAUAGACUUUUGGCAUCCUUGGAAUACCGCAAGGGUCGAAAAGAUUGGUUUUCGCCCUUGUCCAUGGCAUUGUACGACACCUACAAGACGGAAUUCUGGAUCGGCGGAACAUGCAAUCUGAUCGCGUCAUGUCUUCAGGUCCUGUCGCCCUUCACCAUGAGGUACUUGAUUGCGUUUGCAGGCAAGGCGUACGCUGCUUCGGUUGGGCGAGGAACCGCUCCCCAUAUCGGCGAAGGAAUCGGCUUGGUGCUGGGCAUCACCGGCAUGCAAAUCAUCCAAUCAAUGUGCACGAACCACUUCAUAUAUCGCGGUAUGAUGGUAGGCGGGCAAUGCCGUUCGGUCCUCAUCUCGGUCAUCUUCGAAAAAGCGAUGAGAUUGUCGGGCCGUGCGAAAGCAGGCGGUGCGACGGACGAGCCCCAAGAAAAGCCUGGGUGUGAACCUGGCAGCAAGCAAGAGAAGGCAUAUCUCCAGAAGAAGCUUCAAGAUGCACAGAAGUCGAAGGGCCAGAAAAGGGGCGUUGCCGGUGAUGGUCAAGGCUGGGGAAAUGGGCGCAUUGUCAACCUCAUGUCCACCGACACCUACCGCAUUGAUCAAGCCGCCGGUAUGGGCCACAUGGUAUGGACGGCGCCGAUCCAGAUCGUGCUGACCCUGGCGCUUUUGUGCAUCAACUUGACCUACAGCGCGCUUGCUGGCUUCGCAUUCAUCUGCCUGAUAAUGCCUUUACUGGGCCGUGCCAUUAAAAGCUUGAUGGCUCGCCGCACCGUCAUCAACAAGAUCACCGAUCAGCGUGUCAGCCUCACGCAGGAGAUCAUAUCCUCGGUUCGCUUUGUGAAGUAUUUCGGCUGGGAAACGAGCUUCCUUGGACGAGUGCAAGAAAUUCGGACUCGUGAAAUAAACAAGGUCUCGUUUCUCUUGUCCAUUCGCAACGGUAUCAUGGCCGUGUCCAUGUCGAUUCCAAUUUUUGCAUCUAUGCUCGCAUUCAUUACCUACUCACUUUCGCAGCACGCUCUGAACCCAGCACCGAUCUUCUCGUCCCUGGCGCUUUUCAACGCUAUUCGCAUUCCGCUGAACUUCCUUCCCAUGGUUCUUGGACAACUCGUGGAUGCCAAUGCUUCUCUUGCGCGAAUCACAGAGUUCCUGGAGGCGGAAGAAAUUCGUGACGAGGCUGUCUGGGAGAAGGGAGCCAAGUACGCAAUCGAGAUCAAGAGUGGAGAUUUCACUUGGGAGCGCAAUACCAGUGAUAGCGCAGAAGGGGUACCUGGUCAGGCGCCGAAAAGCAUUAAGCAAAUGAAGCAGGAAAAGAAAAAGGAUAAAGCCAAGGCAAAAGAAGACAAGAGACGAUCCAAGGCUCUUUCGAAGGAAAAAUUGGACGAGCUUCCACCCAGUCCGACCACGACUGUAGGCAGCUCAAUUGACGAAGAGGAGAAGAAGCCUUUCGAGAUCAAAGAUGUCCAUCUCACUGUCGGUCGUGACGAGCUUAUUGCCGUCAUCGGUUCAGUUGGAUCUGGAAAGAGUUCGCUUCUCGCAGCCCUUGCUGGUGAUAUGAGGAAAACAAACGGAAGCGUCACGUUUGGUGCAAAUCGGGCCUUCUGUCCUCAAUAUGCCUGGAUUCAGAACGCGACAGUUAAGGAAAACAUCAUCUUCGGCAAACAAUUUGAUCGCAAAUGGUACGAGAAGGUCGUCGAUGCCUGUGCACUACGACCUGACCUAGACAUGCUGCCCGCUGGUGAUCUGACGGAGAUUGGUGAGCGAGGUAUCACUGUCUCCGGUGGUCAGAAACAACGCUUGAACAUCGCCCGAGCAAUAUAUUUCAACGCCGACAUUGUGCUGAUGGAUGACCCUCUUUCAGCUGUCGACGCCCACGUUGGCAAACACAUCAUGGACAACGCCAUCUGCGGUCUUCUUGCAGGCAAGGCUCGCGUGCUGGCCACACAUCAGCUACAUGUUCUGCAUCGCGUUGACCGCAUUGUCUGGAUGAAGGAAGGCAGGAUACACAAGAUCGCUACUUUCCCAGACUUGAUGGCUCAUGAUAUUGAGUUCCAAAAACUCAUGGAAACUACAGCCACCGAAGAGAAGAAAGACGAAGAAGAGCAUGCAAAUGAAGAUGAGAUUGAGGAAGAGAAGAAGGACAUCAAGAAGAGGAAAGGCCGUAAAGCUGCUGCCGCCUUGAUGCAGCAAGAGGAAAAAGCUGUUGACAGCGUUGGGUGGAACGUCUACAUGGCUUACAUCAAAGCAGCUGGCUCCAUUAUGGUCGCACCCGUCAUCGUUGGCCUUUUGAUCAUCUCACAAGGCGCCAAUAUCAUGACAAGUUUAUGGCUGUCAUAUUGGACUUCACAAAAGUGGGGCCUGCAGCUCGGCACCUAUAUUGGCGUUUACGCGGCUCUUGGAGUCAUUCAAGCACUUCUGAUGUUCGCCUUCUCGGUGGUACUCACCGUAUACGGUACCAAGGCCAGCAAAGUCAUGCUUCACCGUGCCAUGACGAGAGUGCUCCGAGCACCCAUGUCCUUCUUCGAUACCACUCCUCUUGGCCGCAUCACGAAUCGCUUCUCCAAGGACGUUGACACCAUGGACAACGUUCUGACAGACUCCAUUCGCAUGUUCUUCCUCACCAUGGUCAUGAUCGUUUCUGUUUUCAUUCUUAUUAUUGCAUACUACUACUACUUUGUAAUCGCGCUGGUCCCGCUGACCGUGCUCUUCGUAUUUGCUGCCAAUUACUAUCGGGCAUCAGCACGAGAGCUGAAACGACACGAAGCUGUUUUGCGAAGCGUCGUCUUCGCUCGCUUUGGCGAAGCUGUUCAAGGCAUCUCAACAAUUCGCGCAUACGGCGUACAAAGACAAUUCGCAAAGAGCGUCAACGCAUCGGUCGACUCCAUGGACGGCGCUUACUUCCUUACAUUCGCAAAUCAACGUUGGCUGUCCACGAGAUUGGACGCACUUGGCAACAUUCUGGUCUUCACCGUCGGAAUCCUCGUCGUUACCUCCCGAUUCUCCAUCAACCCAAGCACAGGAGGCCUGGUUCUUUCCUACAUUCUCUCUAUUGUGCAGAUGAUUCAGUUCACAGUCAGACAGCUGGCUGAAGUCGAGAACAACAUGAACAGUACAGAGCGUAUCCACUACUACGGAACCGAGCUUGAAGAGGAAGCACCACUCCACCUCGGCGAUGUACCCGCAUCCUGGCCCGAACACGGAGCCAUCGACUUCGACAACGUUCAAAUGCGGUAUCGCCCCGGUUUACCUCUUGUACUGAAGGGCCUGACAAUGCACGUUCGCGCUGGCGAGCGUAUCGGAGUCGUUGGUCGCACCGGAGCAGGAAAGUCAACAAUCAUGUCCGUCCUCUUCCGACUCGUCGAACUAUCCGGAGGAAGCAUCAGCAUCGACGGCAUCAACAUCGCCACAAUAGGCCUCCACGACCUCCGAUCCCGUCUAGCAAUCAUCCCUCAAGACCCAACCCUCUUCCGCGGCACAAUCCGCAGCAACCUUGACCCUUUCAACGAACACACCGAUCUCGACCUCUGGAACGCCCUCCGCCAAGCCGACCUCGUCGGCGAAGACCAAAACAUCAACGACGAAGCCGGCCGCAUCCACCUCGACACUCCCGUCGAAGACGAAGGCCUCAACUUCUCCCUCGGCCAACGCCAACUCCUCGCCCUCGCCCGCGCUUUAGUCCGCGGCUCACAAAUCAUCAUCUGCGACGAAGCCACUUCCUCCGUCGACUUCGAAACCGACCAAAAGAUCCAGAAAACCAUCGUGAGGGGUUUCAAGGGCAAGACGCUACUUUGUAUCGCGCAUCGGCUCAAGACUAUUAUUGGUUACGAUAGGAUUCUUGUGAUGGAUUCGGGGAAUGUUGCGGAACUGGAUUCUCCUAUUCGGCUUUAUGAUCGAGGGGGGAUUUUUAGGAGUAUGUGUGAUCGUUCGGGGAUUCGGAGGGAGGACUUUUUUUGCGUCUGAGGAGGUGAGGGUUGCUGCUGAGAGUCUCGAGAUUGAGAAGACGGUGUCGGAGGUUGUUGGUUUAUCGAAGUGAUGUAAUACAGAAUGAGAUGAAGGUUGGAUACAGGAUAAGACUGGGGGGGGGGGGGGGUUGACAGAUACAGGAAUUUUGGUAUCAGGGUGAGAUCAAUAUGGCGUUUGAAAAAUUUGCUUGGAUGAUGAAUCAUGAAUGUUAUGAGGAAAUUUGCAUAGCGAGGGGGUUGAGUCGAUUGUUGAUGUAUAGAAAAGAUACUACUGU
Messenger RNA from Pseudocercospora fijiensis CIRAD86, 4804 nucleotides. Its product is annotated as putative ABC transporter. Gene Ontology annotation, biological process: transmembrane transport. The record is from RefSeq and is a predicted model, not a curated record. Gene Ontology annotation, cellular component: membrane. The coding region runs from base 1 to 4527 and encodes 1508 amino acids. Lineage: Eukaryota; Fungi; Ascomycota; Dothideomycetes; Mycosphaerellales; Mycosphaerellaceae. The transcript has a single exon. Gene Ontology annotation, molecular function: ATP binding; ATP hydrolysis activity; ABC-type transporter activity.